UAGUGCUGUGUUUUUCAUGGCCUGUGCUACUUUGUGUGUCGUCGAGUCAAAUAUCUAUAAACUUGAGACGUUGUCGGAGGCGUUUUUGUUAUUUGACAAGACCAAUUCCCACUGUUGUUAUGGAUCAGGCCGAGUCUUCACGGUCUUCCUCUACUUAUGGCAACUCCGGACGACAUUAUGUUUUUCAUACCAACCACCUAUGCGAAAAGCUUGUGCUUCCAAGGGGCCACUUUGAUCUCACAGACCCAAAUGGCUACAAAUUAAGCACCACUUACAACUGCCUUCAUGAUCCUUAUCUAAAGAACUACAUGUACCGCAAAGACAUUCAUAAACAUCUCCUUGAGGAUGGAUUCAUCACUAAGCAUGACAGAGUCACAUGCAACCUUAAAGAAUUUAGGACAUACAAGAACUACCUGAGAGAAUUACAGCUGGAGUUGGAUCAGAGGUUUAAGAUGGAGCAGAGAGCCUUGGUGCGACGUAUACUCCUGAUCCAGCAGGAGGGGAGAAUCUCCUCUGACAUCUCUGUGCCUGACUUCAUUGAGUAUUUACACACACACGGUCAGGAGCUGCAGAGGAAGGAUGCAGACAGGCCGAGGAGGACACAGAGCAGCGGUAAUGGCAAGUUGAAGCGUGCAAAAGGGAACAGACGACUCAGGCCUCUCUACACUGAUGAAGAGGACAGGAUGCGCUGGCGCAGCAUGGUGGAGGAGGUAACGCAUGAGGUGCAGCGGGAGAUGAGGCUGGAACGCCGCUGGCGGGGAGCACGACAGAAUUGGUACGAAUCACAUGCAAGUCUCAGAGCCAGAGUAUUGGGUGAUGACUUCAGAGGCAGUGGAUCUACACCUCUCUCGCAAGGUCAUGCUGGCCAACCAGCAGUCUUGAUGAGGAGGCCAACACUGAAAAGGCUAUCUCCACUGCCACGCAGAAAAAGGAAGAGUGCUGUAGAGUCUGUCUACUGCAAUGGCCGUAUGUCCUGGCCAGGGCAAGGAGACAAAUACAGACUCAAAUCCAGAGAUAAUGCACGCACCAGGUCCAAUACUGCAAUCCCCAUUCCUCCAGUUACAGCGAAGACUAGUUUUUUGUCGAAACAUGAAGGCAGUUAUGGAGAUUCAUCUUCCGCCCUCUCCAUGCCGCAACGCAGUGAACAGAUGCUGAAUCAUGAGAAAAACAAAAUACAUAAUGCCAUGGAGGACCACCCUGAAGAAACACCUGUGAAUGUAAUGAUCAGCGGCAUGGUCAGCACCAUUGUCCCAGUCAUGCAGCAGUUCAUGCAGAAACAUUUGCCCGCUCCACAAACUGGCUCUACGGACAAAACCACUACUCAUCAUCAUCAUCAUCAUCAUGAUCACGUCAGCCGCACUGAGGUUACCCAAUGUGAUGGUGACAUAGACCAGCAUCUCAGGAGCGACACAGAGGCCCCCCAGUCGUCCCCCGAUCCUAUACAUCAGCCUAAUGAAGAGACUGUCAAAAGUGAAAAGGCCCAAUCGCUCUCUGGUGGGGAGAGCGGGCCGCAGGACGAUCUGAGGCAAAAAGCUGAGAGGGUCAUCUGGCACGCCACGCACGAGGUGAUGAAACACAUAAAAGCCAGAGGGUCCUCCUCCUCCGCCGCUGAUGACGAAGUUGAGUCUGACUCUGGGCAUAGUGUCAGUAAUGAGCGCUGUUGUGCUUUUCAAUCUACAACGGCCAGCACACAGGAGGGGUGUUGCGCUGGCGAGAGAGCAUGCACAUCAUCCUUCACCCAGCUGCCUGAUUCACUGGCAAAUUCCAAAACACAAAGGGGCAAUGCUGAGGCCUGUGGAGAACACCCGUGUGUGAAUGCUGCACCUGCCAGAAACACGCAACAGGGAAAUACCUGUUGCAACCAAGAGGAGUCUCCCAAGCUGAAGCAUUUCUCCACCGAAUGCAAACUCUCUGGCACAACACUCAGGAAUCUCGUCUAUGCCGAAUCAGUAGAUGACAUUCUAGAAAAGAUCAGCACGCUCGUUGCUGAAGAAGCCAUUGAAGCCAUUUCAAAGACAAACACAAACAGGUCAUCAUCUGCAGUGUCAUCGGCAACGCUCUCAUCAUCAACAUCAGCAUCUUCAGCCAGGAUUAAAAGGAUAGUUGAGGACUGUGUCUUAGCUGGAUGGAAAGAGCACAAUGAGUCGGCUCAGAGAGGUGCAAGUGCCAGCACUAGUGCCAGCACCAAACUCCCAGUAGGGCCGACUGUUAGAUCACUUUCAGACAUCGCCCAAGCUCCCAAAGAGGAGUUUGCACUAUAUGCCGAUGACAUGGUCAUGGACAUAAUAGAUCAGAUGAGAAACCAACGGUCCCCAGAGACCGAAUACUCUGGCACACCGUACUCUUUCAGCACAUCGAAGAGAUCUUCAGAGAACCUCAGUGUGCAUGACGAAGCGGUGAAGAUUUCUCACCAGAUCUUCUUGGACAUGAAAGGUCAGCUCGAUCGGCUGCACUUUAGUAAUAGUGAUGCAUGUGAGGAGAAAGCCAUUCUCUGUGAGUACGUUGAUAUGGCCUUGGACAAGCUGAGUAACAUGUGUGCGCCAAAAUGGCAGUUUCUGACUCAGGCUGCCGAAAUGAAAAGCAGUGUGACUGAGCGCUCGCGCUCGCGAGGGUGUGAGUCACUGCAGCACGAGGAGGAGUCGCUAAAAACUGCCAGCGUGAUGGAAAAUGUCAAGAUGCAGUUUGAAAAGGCAGCUCAGCAGCCCGUCAAGGCCGCCCUUGAGUGUGCUCUCCACAGCUUCAAUCCCACUAAAUGUGACUCCUCUAAAAAUGCACUGACUUGCCAGAACGACCUCAGAGUCACGGACGACGACCUGUCGUCCUUGACCAGUGACAUUGUCAUGAUUAUAUGGCAGUCUUUGAUUGAUGCAUCCUGUCGUGGGGCACCUUAUGACUGUCAUGGUUGGGAAGCAAAACUGAGCAAAUUGAUCAAAGCUAUAUGUGAUGUAUCAUCAUCUGUCUACAACAACAAUGCUAUCCAUGCGAGUCCAAUCACCCUAAAGGCUGAACUUGUCCUGCAGUCCAUUAACCUCGAUAUUGAGACCAAAUUGGCACAGUUUAUCACAAACCAGUCGGAGGGUGACCAAAAACCAACAGGCAUUGCUUCCCUUGCCAGGGACACAGCCAGUGUAGACCGAUCUGCCAGAGACACAACCAGUGUACACAGAUGUGUAGGAGGCAUACAGAAUGUCUGCAGUGAGCCAGUGACAGUUUUUGGACAAGAACUUCCUGAUUCUGUGGUUGCCUCUUCGUCAGAACAUACAUACAAGGAUCGCAGGGACCACAGCAUUUUUGCCAAAAAGACACACUCCAGGUUUCAAUUGACACAGCCUUUGAAUGCCCACAUCAGCAAUGCUGUCAUCCCUGAAACUCGCUCGAAGUCUGCCGGGCCACUGAUAACAGACACCUGUGGUGACCAGAUGGAAAACUUGAAAAUAAAGAAAGAAGGCAACAUGUAUCUAGCAGAUCCAACCUUCAACGAGAAAACCCCACCAGGUCCCAACACCAACAGAGGAGAUCUCUGUGUACAGAGAUUUACUGUGGAAGAACUGUCCCCACUGUGUCUGGCCUCUCUCUCAGCUUCCCUGAGUAACUGGAGAUGCCAUGGCAGUUCAAUGCAAACCCCAUAUGAAGGUUUUUAUCCUGAAUUUACAGAGCAGCUGACCGAUGCUGUAGGCAGUGGCAACAUCUUUGCCUGCUGCUCACCUGCCAGGAUGUGUCUGAUCAAGCUCACCAUUGGGACACUUGUGAGCAAAGUAAUAGACAAGUGCAUGCUUGGCUCAGAAUUCCUUACUGAACGGGGAUUACUGUCUUCUGGCACCACUGUGUCACCUCGAAGGAGCAGGCUUCGGACAGCGACAACUCGUAGCAGUGGGCCUCAGACAGUGUCACCUCGUAGGAGUAGGCCCCAGAGUGCCACCUCUGGGAAUGAAAGGAGAAAUGUCACAGCAUAUAAGUCUGGAAUGGACGGCCGUCCAUACAGUGCUGAUGCAGACCUAGGAGGUGUGGAACACAUUUGUCAACCCAGGAGCAGCAUUGCACGUCAUGUGGUUUGCUCCAGCCAAGAACUUCACAGCUCAAGGAGAUCUCAGACACAAGCCUGCUCUGUAUCAGGAACGCUCUUGAACCCCCUGAGUAUGUUUUGGAAAAACUUUCGAAAAUCCCAACCAGCUGUGACCCCAGCCGCUGCUGACGGUCCUGGCGUAGUUCUCAGUCCUUCGAAGGCCAGUGCUGUUCCACAACAAGGCAAUGGGGACAAAGUCAAAACCCCUUCCCCGGCCCCAUGCACUGACAAGGCUAUUAUUCCCCAGCCAGGACCAGUUAAGGACAUCUUGAUCAACUUGUGGGUGCAUAUUCAUUCUGAUGAAUCCACAACUCCUGGUGCUGCCUUCUCCAGCCUGGAUUCAGACACUUUAAAGCAUUUCGACAGUCUGCUUCCGCAGCUGGAGGUGUUUUGGCAUGAUCUGCUACGUGCGGAGGGUGUUGAGCACCUCCCAUCGAGAUACAUCAAUGAAGAGCAGGUGGCCUGGUCUAUCUAUCAAGACUUGGCAUUUAAUUACUGUUGCAGCCGAGAAGAACUAUGUCGUGCCAUUGCUGCACCUGAGGAGCAACUGGUGGCAAGGCUAGUGACCUCACUUGGCCAGUCGCUGACCCACUGUAUCCGGAGUAUGAAGAAUGACCCGGCCUACUCACGACCAAGCUCUUUUGCCUCCAGCAGGCUGAGCUCCCCAUCAUCUUGGGUCACCGAGGAGGCGUGCACCAUCUCUGAGGACGUAACGCUCAGAUCGGUCGACCUGAUCUCGCCAUGCUCCGUGGAGCUGGCAGAGGAUCUGAUGGACGCGGUGAUGGUGGAGCUCUGCACGGACCCAGAAAGGUUUGGCAGCCCCGAGGCCGAGAUGCCCAGCCAGGACUGGCCUCAGCUCUCCCUGGUUGAGCUGAACCAGGCUGCCACGGAGGUCUACAAGUACAUGCUGGAGCAGUGUGGGUCGUUGGAGAACCUCCAGAGUGCUCUGAGGUCCAGGGAAAAACAGGUGGUCACCAACAUGGCUGUAGCGAUCGCCACUCAAACCUACAAUAUCAUCUCUAUGAAGGAUACCAGUGAUGCCCAUGUGAGAGCGCGCAGUGAGACUCCUGUGAAUGAAUCGAGGGCCACCCCUGUGAAUGAAUCGAGGGCCACCCCUGUGAAUGAAUCGAGGGUCACCCCUGUGCCCAGUCAGCCAUCCAAUCUCAGCGGCUCUGUAUCUAUAGGCAGCUCUCCACAGCCGACCCCUGGCCAGUGCUCAAUCUUCUAUCAGACGGUGUGGGAUAUCGUCUCGACGCUCAUGCUGGAGGUGUGUAAGAAGAAAGCGCACAGGCAGCACCUCACGCCCAAGCUGUUCCUGAGGGUGUUGGCCACGCUUUCCGAGUGCCCUGGGGUGAACAUCAGCAAUGACAAGAAGCUGUGUGACGUCUCCGACGGUGGCUGCGAUGCCAUUGAGCGGGUCGUGCUCGCGGCACGCCGCAGACUCAGUGACUACGCAGAGGGCCGCAGAGGUCUGGAGUCCCUGUUGGCCGCCAAGGAUGAGGCUGCGAUGGAGAGAGUUGUGCUCACCCUUGUGGAGGAAAUGCUGACCUUUGCAUCGCAUCCAUUUGGUGUCGUCACAGUUUCGGAAGCCGAGGUUGAGAUGACACAAAGUCUGCCUCACGACCUCAAACUCUGCCCUUCGAUGGAUGUCUUGGAUGCAGGCCUCCACAGGGCAUGUCAACAUCAUGGAGAUUCAGAGGUGUGCAGUCUGUGUGCCGACAUGCCAGGCAUGGCUAUGUCCAUGGAUAUGUCACCUGAACCCACAACCAGCAAGUCUCACAUGUCAAACGCUGAGGGAUCAAAGAAGGUGAAGUUUCUGCCUUCAACCAAAGUUGACUACUUUAAGCUUACUAAAUCUGAAAGAAAGCCCAAAUUGGCUGAUGAGGCAGAACACCCUGUCCAUUUAAAGAACCGCAAGGUGAUCAGCAUUAAAGUCAAGAAGCAUUCCAGCAAAGGUAAAGCGCCAGGACCGAGGAGACCCAAAAGCCACCAGGACGAUCAGAGUGUGCAAUCAGAAGAGUCAAACCAAGAAAGUCGCCGUGGCCUUGGAACAUUCCUGACACAACUUUUUCACCGUAAAUGAAAAAUUAAUUAUUUCAAUGAAAAUACCAGGUGAAAAUAAAUUGAUCAAAUUAC
Engraulis encrasicolus (European anchovy) is the source of this 6199-nucleotide messenger RNA. RefSeq lists its product as uncharacterized. The coding region runs from base 120 to 6146 and encodes 2008 amino acids. The record is from RefSeq and is a predicted model, not a curated record. Lineage: Eukaryota; Metazoa; Chordata; Actinopteri; Clupeiformes; Engraulidae. The transcript has 16 exons.